Serinus canaria (Common canary) is the source of this 741-nucleotide messenger RNA. It is a transcript of the gene BARX1, whose product is annotated as BARX homeobox 1. NCBI's taxonomy places the organism in Eukaryota, Metazoa, Chordata, Aves, Passeriformes, Fringillidae. Gene Ontology annotation, biological process: regulation of transcription by RNA polymerase II. Gene Ontology annotation, cellular component: nucleus. The record is from RefSeq and is a predicted model, not a curated record. Bases 1 to 741 code for a protein of 246 amino acids. The transcript is spliced from 4 exons. Gene Ontology annotation, molecular function: DNA-binding transcription factor activity, RNA polymerase II-specific; RNA polymerase II transcription regulatory region sequence-specific DNA binding.
AUGCAGCACCCGCUGGAAUUGGGCGCCGCGCGCUACUUCCCGGCCGAAGCCUUCCCCGACCACCGCUCCCAUCGCUACCGCAGCUUCAUGAUCGAGGAGAUCCUCACCGACCCCCCGGACGCCAAGGGGGCCGCGCCGGCAGGAGAGCUGCUCAAGUUCGGGGUGCAGGCGCUUCUCUCCGCCCGGCCCUACCACAACCACCUCGCGGUGCUGAAGGCGGAGCCGGCAGCCGUGUUUAAGUUCCCGCUGGCUCCCCUGGGCUGCUCUGGGCUGGGCUCGGCGCUGCUGGCCGCCGGCUCGGGGCUGCAGGGCGGAUCCGCCUCGCCGCAUCUCCCGCUGGAGCUGCACCUCCGCGGGAAGCUGGAGCCGGGGCCCCCGGAGCCGGGCAAGGCCAAGAAGGGCCGCCGCAGCCGCACCGUCUUCACCGAGCUGCAGCUCAUGGGGCUGGAGAAGCGUUUCGAGAAGCAGAAAUACCUCUCCACGCCCGACAGAAUAGACCUGGCCGAAUCGCUGGGGCUCAGCCAGCUCCAGGUGAAAACCUGGUACCAGAACAGGCGCAUGAAAUGGAAGAAAAUAGUGUUGCAGGGGGGCGGCCUGGAGUCCCCCACCAAACCCAAGGGCCGCCCGAAGAAAAACUCGAUCCCCAGCAGCGAGCAGCUCUCGGAGCAGGAGCGCGCCCGGGACGCCGAGAAGCCGCCCGAGAGCCUGGGCUCGCCGGCCGAGGUCAGCCAGGAGGAGUGA